This is a messenger RNA of Pelobates fuscus (common spadefoot toad), 8240 nucleotides long. RefSeq names its product myosin XVIIIA (gene MYO18A). The transcript is spliced from 48 exons. Lineage: Eukaryota; Metazoa; Chordata; Amphibia; Anura; Pelobatidae. The coding region runs from base 201 to 6485 and encodes 2094 amino acids. The record is from RefSeq and is a predicted model, not a curated record. Gene Ontology annotation, biological process: actomyosin structure organization. Gene Ontology annotation, cellular component: cytoplasm; myosin filament; myosin II complex. Gene Ontology annotation, molecular function: ATP binding; actin filament binding; cytoskeletal motor activity.
GUGCAGCUGUCUUCUGACUCUAGCUGCAGCGUUGGGGAAACUGUCUCAUGAACCACCUCUCACAUUUCAGCGCCUUGUUCUGUGUUGGCCUGAAAGUGGUUUUUCCUCCUUCUCUUUUGCCGACUCUUCUUCUAUAAGGUCCCUUCUCUCCGAGGCUGCGCCAAUCAGUGUAGGACUCUUCAGCACAUGACUGCCCUGCCAUGGCAUUCUCCUCACGCUUUGCAUUCUGGGAGCAAAAGGUUAAAGAAGAAGACAAACCGUUAAAGAAAAAAAAUGGCACUGCUAACCAGAAUGGAUCUUCUGACACAGAAACAGUGAACGGUGAAGGGGAACAAUCUAGCACAGAAUCUACAUCCCCGAGAAGUUCACUAGUUAAUAGCCCAUUAAGAGCAAGGAGUCCUGAACCAACUCACAGCCCAGAACCAAGACCAAAUCCACAACGAUUUAAGAGUCCAGAUAGAUUCUACAGUUCAGAAAGGGUGACCAGCCCAGCACCUGUGCUGAAUGGUGAUACAAAGCAGUCUGAAGAGAAGAUGAGUGGUACCAUGGUCAGAAAAGAAACUGAAAAGAUGUCUCACACAGAACAGUCUGAUGAGACACCUGGAGUCACUAAGAAAAAAGUGGUAAAGGUGGUAAGGAAAAUUGUGAAAAAAGUAAUGCCAGAGGAUGUAGGGAGUAAAAAUGAAGUCUCCAAGUCUCCAAACCAAAGCCUGGAUGUUAAAAACGUUGCACCAACCUCUGUUACUCCGACACCUCCCACACCAAAGACAGAAACAAAGAAAGAGAAUCCAAAGGAUGACAUUUCAGUAGGGCUCACAAGCCUUAUGUCGAGGGGGAAAACAAAAGAACAUCGACAGCGAUUAAAACCACCUGACAAGAAGGAUGAAAAGGCAGACAAUGUAGUUUCACCAGUUCCUCCACCUGAAAAAUCUCCUGAAAAAUCAACACCUUCAGAUCCCGUGGGGAAAAAAAUCAUUAAUAAAGAGGACAUUGUUACAGUGAAGCCAACAAGUCCAGAAUUACCCAGCCAACCCACACAGAAACCUGGGAUUGUAACAGAGCCUCUCAUUAAGAAGGCCAACCUACCCACCAGAAUGCAGAAGCAACUGCCUUCUCUUAUCAUCAAAGAUCAAGAGAGAGAGAUGUCAGGACAGGGUAUCACUGCUGCUUCCCAGCGGACGCCAGCAGAAGAAGCACAGACACGGCUGGAAAGAAUCUUCAUGGCAUCUCUGGACCCUGCAGCCUCUGCCUCUGCUCCACUGAGCCAGAGUACUACUGCCGAAAUAUCCGCUUCGCCUUCAAGCUCAAACAAUAUUCUGCCCCAGGCUAAAACAGAAGAGCAGAUCUCCGCAGAGCAGAACUGGUACGAGACGGAUAAGGUCUGGCUUGUGCACAAAGAUGGCUUCUCUCUAGCCAAUAAGGUUAAUGCAGAAAACAGCGGCCUCCCAGAAGGAAAAGUGAAAAUACGGCUGGAGCAUGAUGGGAGUCUGCUCGAUGUGGACGAAGAUGACGUGGAGAAGGCAAACCCUCCAUCUCACGAUAGGGUGGAGGAUCUGGCCUCCCUUGUUUACUUAAAUGAAACCAGUGUACUACACACAUUGCGACAGAGAUAUGGUGGGAACCUGAUCCACACGAAUGCUGGUACAUCCAUGGUCAUCAUGAAUCCCAUGAGCUCACCCUCCAUAUAUUCUGAGAAGGUAAUGCACAUGUUCAAAGGAUGUCGCCGAGAGGACACAUCGCCUCAUAUAUACGGUGUGGCACAAGCUGCUUACUGGAACAUGUUAAUGACUCGCCAGGACCAAUCCAUCGUCUUACUUGGGAGCAGCGGAAGCGGCAAAACAACUAGUUGCCAACAUGUCAUCCAGUAUCUGGCAACUGUUUCUGGGAGCACUGGAAAGAUCUUAUCAGCAGAGAAGUGGCAAGCUGUAUAUACCAUACUGGAGGCAUUUGGCAAUAGUAGCACGGGUUUGAAUGGAAAUGCCACUCGCUUCUCUCAGAUCAUCUCGCUAGACUUUGACCAGGCUGGACAGGUGGCUUCUGCCACCAUACAGACUAUGCUGUUGGAGAAACUGAGAGUGGCCAGACGUCCAGAACAUGAAGCUAGUUUUAACGUCUUCUACUAUCUUCUGGCUGGAGCUGACAGCGUUUUGCGGACGGAGCUCCAUUUAAACCACAUAGCUGACCACAACGUCUUUGGGAUUGCACCUUCAAUUAAGGCUGAAGAAAAGCAGAAGUCGGCACAACUAUUUGGAAAGCUACAAGCAGCUAUGAAAAUCCUGGGAAUUUCUGGAGAGGAACAGAAGGCCAUUUGGCUAAUACUGGGAGCCAUUUACCACCUGGGGUCAGCUGGAGCUACCAAAGAAGCAGAUGAAGGUGGUAGAAAGCAAUUUGCCAGGCAUGAGUGGGCACAGAAAGCAGCAUACCUCUUGGGCUGUUCCUUAGAAGAACUUUCCUCCUCCAUAUUUAAGCAUCAACCUAAAAAUAGUGGCCUACAGAAGUCGACAUCAUUCCGCCAAGGUCUGGAUGAUGGGAGUCAGAGCGAUGGCUCAGGUUCCAAGCUGACUGCUCUGGAUUGCCUAGAAGGCAUGGCAUCUGGCCUCUACUCUGAGCUUUUUACACUGCUCAUCUCUCUGCUAAACAGGGCUUUGAAAUCUAGCCAACAUUCUCACUGUUCCAUCAUGAUUGUGGAUACCCCUGGCUUUCAGAAUCCAGAGCUUGUCAAGCAAGGACGAGGAGCAACAUUUGAAGAACUUUGUCACAACUAUGCCCAGGAGAGGCUACAAGCACUUUUCCAUGAGAAAACCUUUGUUCAGGAGCUUGAACGAUACAAAGAGGAAAAUAUAGAGCUUGCUUUAGAUGAUAUUGAGUCCAGUACAUCUGGCUCAGUAGCUGCUGUAGACCAAGCAUCGCAUCAAACACUGGUGAGGUCUCUUGCUAGAACAGAUGAGGCUAGAGGGCUUUUGUGGUUACUGGAGGAAGAAGCAUUGCAGCCUGGUGGCAACGAAAACACCCUAUUGGAACGUCUCUUCUCUUACUAUGGACCACAAGAAGGAGAGGAGACAGGUAAGAAACCUCUUCUUCGAAGCAACAAGGAUCGACACUUCUUGCUGGGUCACUGCUAUGGCACCAACUGGGUGGAGUACGAUGCUACCGGGUGGUUGAACUACGUGAAGCAGAAUCCAGCGUCCCAGAAUGCUGCUGUUUUGCUGCAGGACUCUCAGAAGAAAAUGAUUAGCAGCCUUUUUGCUGGAAGAACAGGCUCAACUACUGUCCUGUCUGGUUCGGUGGCUGGUUUAGAAGGGGGAUCCCAGCUUGCCCUACGUAGGGCCACUAGCAUGAGAAAGACCUUUACUACUGGUGUGGCUGCUGUAAAGAAGAAGUCACUAUGCAUUCAAAUAAAACUUCAAGUGGAUGCUUUGAUUGAUACAAUCAAAAGGUCCAAGAUUCAUUUUGUUCACUGCUUUUUGCCAAAGGCAGACACCUGGGGCCAUGAUGCCCGGUUAUUAACAGCUGCCCGUGUUGGCUCCAGUGAGUCUGACCUUUCUGGGGAGCGCUGUGAUGCAGAACUCAUGCAGGUGGAUGUUCCUCUCCUGCGAGCACAGCUCCGUGGCUCUCGACUGCUGGAUGCUCUGCGCAUGUACAGGCAAGGUUACCCGGACCACAUGGUGUACUGUGAGUUCAGGCGCCGGUUCGAUAUUCUUGUUCCACACCUAACAAAAAAGCAUGGUCGCAACUACAUAGUAACCGACGAGAAGAGGGCUGUGGAAGAGCUUUUGGAGUCUCUGGACCUAGAGAAGAGCAGUUAUCAUAUGGGACUGAGCAGGGUGUUCUUCAGAGCUGGAACCUUCAUAAAGCUUGAAGAACAGAGGGAUGAGCAGACCCGAAGAACCCUGUCUCUGUUCCAGGCUGCAUGCAGAGGUUACUUGGCACGGCAGCAGUUCAAGAAGAGAAAGAUCCAAGAGCUUGCUAUUCGUUGCAUCCAGAAGAAUAUCAAGAAAAAUAAAGGUGUAAAAAAUUGGCCUUGGUGGAAGCUCUUCAACACAGUCCGACCGUUGAUAGAGGUGCAAUUGACAGAGGACCAAAUUCGUGGAAAAGACGAGGAGAUACAGCAGCUGAAAAGCAGAGUUGAAAAGGUGGAGAAGGAGAGAAAUGAACUGAGAUUGAAUAACGACCGCCUUGAGAGCAGGAUCACAGAGUUGAAUUCUGAGCUUACCGACGAGAGAAACACUGGAGAAUCUGCCUCCCAGCUACUGGAGUCCGAAACUGGUGAUAGGCUACGGUUAGAAAAAGAUAUGAAGGAUCUACAGGCCAAAUAUGAUGCACUGAAAAAGCAGAUGGAAUGCAUGGAAGUGGAGGUAAUGGAGGCCAGGCUGAUACGGGCAGCGGAGCUAAACGGCGAGAUGGAUGACGACGAUUCGGGUGGAGAAUGGCGUCUAAAGUAUGAGCGGUCUGUAAGGGAGAUUGAUUUUACGAAGAAGCGCAUGCAGCAAGAGUUUGAGGAUAAGUUGGAAGUGGAACAGCAAAGCAAAAGGCAGCUAGAACGUCGACUGGCCGAUCUGCAAGCAGAUAAUGAAGAAACGCAGAGAGCCCUGCAACAACUGAAGAAGAAAUGCCAGAGACUCACAGCCGAGCUGCAAGACACCAAGCUACACCUAGAAGGAAAUCAGGGGCGCAACCAUGAACUGGAGAAGAAGCAGAGGAGGUUUGACACUGAACUUGCACAGGCCCAAGAGGAAGCACACCGGGAAAAGAUUCAGAAAGAGAAACUUAGCAGAGAGAAGGACAUGCUAACCUCAGAGGUGUUUAGCCUGAGGCAGCAACUAGAGGAGAAAGACUCCGAAAUCACAAUUUUUACACACAAGAUAGAACAGCUGGAAGCAGAGCUGCAAGACAUCUCUAGCCAGGAGUCAAAGGAUGAGGCAUCCCUGGCCAAAUUCAAGAAACAACUGCGGGAUUUGGAAGCCAAAGUCAAAGAUCAAGAGGAAGAGUUGGAUGAACAGGCUGGAAGCAUUCAAAUGCUGGAACAGUCUAAGUUGCGUUUGGAAAUGGAGACAGAGAGGCUCAGACAAUCCCACACCAAGGAACUUGAGAACAAAGAUGAAGAAGUAGAAGACAUCCGACAAUCCUGCCAGAAAAAGCUGAAACAGAUGGAAGUGCAGUUAGAAGAAGAAUACGAGGAUAAGCAGAAGGUCCUGAGAGAGAAAAGAGACCUCGAAAGUCGAUUAAGUAGUAUGAGUGAUCAGGUUAGCCAGCGUGACUUUGAAACAGAGAAACGCUUGAGGAAAGAUCUGAAGAGGACAAAAGCUCUACUUGCAGAUGCACAAAUCAUGUUGGAUCACUUAAAGAACAACGCUCCCAGCAAGCGUGAAAUUGCGCAGCUCAGAAGUCAGCUGGAAGAGUCUGAAUUUACCAGCGCUGCUGCAGUGAAGGCUAGGAAAUCCAUGGAAGUGGAAAUAGAGGAUCUUCAUCUUCAGAUUGAUGAUGUCUCCAAAGCAAAGACAGCGCUGGAGGAGCAGGUAAGCCGUCUGCAGCGAGAGAAGAACGAGCUAACAAGUCGUAUGGAGGAGGACCAGGAGGAUAUGAAUGAGAUGAUGAAGAAACACAAGGCAGCGGUGGCUCAGUCUUCCCGAGACCUUGCUCAGAUCAAUGACCUACAAACUCAACUGGAGGAAGCCAGCAAGGAGAAACAGGAAUUACAGGAAAAGUUACAAGGUUUACAAAGUCAACUGGAGUUCUUGGAGCAGUCGAUGGUGGAUAAAUCUGUGGUAAGCCGACAAGAAGCCAAAAUCCGUGAGUUGGAGACACGUCUGGAGUUUGAGAGAACACAAGUCAAACGUAUGGAGAGUCUAGUUGCCCGAUUAAAGGAGAACAUGGAGAAAUUGACAGAGGAGAGGGACCAGCGCACUGCAGCAGAGAAUCGGGAGAAGGAGCAGAACAAAAGGAUGCAGAGGCAGAUCCGAGACAUGAAGGAGGAAAUGGGGGAGCUGGCAAAAAAAGAGGCAGAGGCCAGCCGCAAAAAACACGAGCUGGAAAUGGAUUUGGAGAGUUUGGAAGCUGCAAACCAAAGCUUACAAUCAGACCUGAAGCUUGCCUUCAAACGCAUUGGAGACCUCCAGGCAGCUAUUGAAGAUGAAAUGGAGAGUGAUGACAAUGAAGACCUCAUUAACAGUUUACAGGACAUGGUGACCAAGUAUCAUAAACGAAAGAAUAAAAAUGAUGGAGAUUCUGAUGCGGACUCUGAAUUAGAAGACCGAGUGGAUGGGGUGAAAUCUUGGCUUUCCAAGAACAAAAGUUCCUCCAAAGCUUUCUCAGAUGAUGGCAGUUUAAAGAGCUCCAGUCCCCCAUCCUAUAGAAAACCACUAAAUUAUGACAGAUCAGAUGAGGAGCGGGACAACAUUGAGAGCACAUACCGAUCCAAGUACUCCCCACGAAGCUACCUGAGUGAUAGUGACACAGAAACAAAAUCUUCUGAACUGUUGUCCUAAGUGGGAAGCAAAAGCGUGAAUGUGCAAUGCUUAGAAAUGUGAGAGUUCAUCUUGUUCAAAGAUUAAAGAAAAGAGGCUUCUGACGGUGUCCUGGGACUGUCUGUGUUGGUUUCGAGGCUCCCAUGGGAGGAUAUGCAAGCACCUCUCACUAACAAUACACAAGGAUGCCCUGUCUUUGCCCACCACCUCACUGUCUAUCUGCAUGGGCUAAAACUCAGAGGUGGCUUUCAUUGGAUUGUCUUUUUCUGUACAUGCUUAAGGGUGGGUGGGGGAAGGAAUACUGUUAAAUUAUUACUCUGAUCUCCCCAUAUUUUUUCUUUUUCAUUAUUUUUCUCUAUUUUGUUUCUUGGGAAGUGCAGAAUCUAUAGGCUGGGAUUUUGGUUUUCAUUGUCUUACGGCCUUUAAAGUUUUCCAACCAGUCAGCAGAUUCGCACUCAUUGUUCUUGAAUGCCUAUCACGUAGUGUUUCCUGGUUAUUCCUAGGAAAACCACAACUGAAUGGUGCCUUUUCUACCAUAUGGUUACAAGUUCUGGUGUGGAAGAACUUUACAAUACAAUAACUUUGUAGGCCCCAUGUGAUCAUAAUGUACCUUUUUAUUUCCAUAUGUUUAUUAUGUAUAUACACUUUUUUUUCCCCCUCAAUAAUUAUUGCUAAGACAGCAGUCUUUACAACAAAGAUCACUCAGGCUGGCUCUGAUGGGUCGUCCAUAAGACACAAUAGUUCCACAAAGAAGAAGGGAAUGUUCCUGGUUUGUAAAAAAUGCAUUGUCUAGAGGGUAAUAGGAGGUUGAUCUCCUUCUACUGAAACCUGAGGCAGACUAUAUUAAAUUCACAGUAUUCCAUUAAUAGUUGUGCUGUCAUAGUGGAUAUAUUUUGUUACCGUAAGGGUUAUAAUCAAAAUACACCUUUUUAGAAACAUUUUGCAAGCCAAUACCAUCUCAAUGCAAGAUUCUUUCAACACUUCAGAUGUGUAUUUAAAAUAAUAUUCUUGAGAAAAGUAAGUACACAUUUUUAAACUGUGUGGGUGAUGAAAAUAACGAACAUAUAAUUAAAGGAUGCACCUCUGAGAAGAAAAAAAAAGAAGACGACGGGUCUUCUUAGGUCUUCUUCUGACCUGUGAACGAUGUGGUGAACAGUCAUUCUUGCACUUUAAUGAGAACCUUAAAUGUUUUCCUUAUUUAGAUAUAUUCUGAUAUAGCAACAGCUGUUUUCAGCAUACAGACAGCACUUGGAUGUUAUUGCAUGGAUAUAAUAACUCCUCAACAUCCUGGAAGACUAAUGAGCUGUGAUGCAGUUACGUGAAAACGAUAGAUUCAAACUCUUUACAGCUUUAUUGACAACGCUUUGACAAUGGCCAGAGUUAACUCUGUUUCCUGUAAACUGUGCAAUAGAAUCACCUGGAUGUUGCCUGAAAUGAAGAUGCUGCAGUGGAAACUUCGAUUCUUUACCUACUACAAAUAUCCAGUAAUAUACUUGAUUUUUUUUUUUUCCUGAAAUUAGGUGAAUGGACUUUUAUUGUUAAUUUUAAUAUGUGAAACUGUGCAGGACAACCUAAAUAUUUGCUCUAGUUCCAAAAAAAACCAAAACCUUCCAAAAUAAAGACACAACCUGUGUAUAUCCCUGGGGAGCAUGAAUCCCACAUGAUUGGUGGAGCGUGGGGGUGUAUGUAUCUAUACUUUGGAUGUGCUUGAUCAAAAUGCAGCUUUUUUUAUUAAUUGCGUGGAGAGUAAAAUAAAACACAAGAUCUGCUUCUGUG